GAAACUAGUGUUAGUUUACUGAAUCUGGAAAUGAAAAUAUAGAAAAGGGUAAAACUCAGAGAAGAAGAAACAACAUAUAUGUUUGAUAUCUAAAAUAUAUAUGGACGUCGUAUGAGGUAAAGUCAGAACAGAUAUCACAGAUUUCAACGCCAGAAGAAUUGAGUCAUACAGCACGGAUAAAGGUUCAAUAAUGGACUCAGAAGACCGAACAGAAAGGAUUGUUGAUAUCUACGUCAGUGCAGAGGCUGUAAGAGACAUGAAACAUAAGAAAGAGACAGAAGACUUCAACACAGAAGAACCCCGAACACCUCGACACACAGGAAGUGAUGGUGUGAUGAUCAGAAGCUCCAGAGCAGCUGCAGUAGUGUUUGUGCUGCUGUGUGUUCUUCUGCUGACUGCAGUCAUAGUGUUGUGUUUCACCUUCAUUCAAGAGAGACAACAGCUGAAGACUAAGAUCAGCAACAUCACUCAAGAGAGAGACCAGCUACUAACCAACAAUAUGAACCUCAUUCAAGAGAGACAACAGCUGCUGACUAAGAUCACCAACAUCACUCAAGAGAGAGACCAGCUGAAGAUCAUCAACCUCACAGAAGAGAGAGACCAGCUGAAAUCAGAAAUAAAUGAUCUUCAGAAGUUUGCAGAUGGAUUGAAGUGUAAUCAAUCCAGUCUUUACUUCUUUUCCUCUGAGACGAAGAGCUGGAAUGAGAGCAGAAGAUACUGUAGAGAGAGAAAAGCAGAUCUGAUCAUCAUCAACAACAAAGAGGAACAAGAUUUUGUGAAGAAUAUUUGUGGUUCUGAUCAUUUCUGGAUUGGUUUGACUGAUGUUGAAGAGGAGGGCAGAUGGAAAUGGGUUGAUGGCAGCACACUGACCUCUGGGUUCUGGAAGUCUGGAGAACCAAACAAUCAGGGAAACGAAGACUGUGCUAACACUCGUUCAUCAGGAUGGUUUGAUACUCAAUGUAAUAAUACGGUUAAAUGGAUCUGUGAAAAGAGUAUCAUUAAAUGAUACAUUAUAAUAAAAAUGUACAUAUAUGCAUUAUGAAAAAAUAAAUGUCAGUAAUUUAACUUUUUUAUGGCACAUUAAUUAGGUUAUUCUGUAAAAACAAAUAAAAAAUAAAUAGAAAAAAAAACAUUAUAAUACUAAAAUUUUCAUAUAAAACUUUUUAAAAUCAUUUUGUUUUGAAUUUUUAGAUCAAACAGCGAUGUUUAAACAACAGCGAUGUUUCUACAGACUGAAAUAAAAUCAGUAAUACACUGAUAUAAUAGAAAUAUUCAUAAAAACAGCAUUGAUCCAAUAUUGUUAACCAAAAUGAUCUUGAUUUUAGGAGUA
Carassius gibelio (silver crucian carp) is the source of this 1330-nucleotide messenger RNA. RefSeq names its product CD209 antigen-like protein C. The transcript has 5 exons. The record is from RefSeq and is a predicted model, not a curated record. NCBI's taxonomy places the organism in Eukaryota, Metazoa, Chordata, Actinopteri, Cypriniformes, Cyprinidae. Bases 191 to 1006 code for a protein of 271 amino acids.